AUGCGAAGCGCGUUUUCUUUUUCUGUACUGACAAAUAAAAAGAGACAUUUAUUUUUUCGGCGGCACUCGAGCUCUAAUGACCUUGAGAGACCAGCGAUGCUUGAUGAUGGGACGCGGACGACCAGAGUACUUGAAAAAGAAGGUGAAUUCCCAGAUCCGAAAUUUGUAGACUUCAGGUCGUAUCAUGUGAUUCCGAAAUGGCUUUCUAGGCAGCUUUCUAGCGUUAGCAUUGACAAGCCGACUCCCGUCCAACGUGCGACUAUUCCUGCGGUUUUUCAGGGGAAGAAUGUUGUGGGUAUCGCGCGUACUGGCCAGGGUAAAACGCUAUGCUUUGCCGUUCCAAUUUUUUCGGACGUGGCUAUGGAUCCAGGAGCCUUUCGCGCCCUGAUCCUAGCGCCUACGCGCGAACUGGUGCUGCAAAUAGCCGAGGAGUUUUACCUGCUUGGCGAUCGCAUGAAAAUUAGGACACAGGCCAUCAUUGGCGGACUCGAGCAAAACGAACAAACUAAAAUAUUAGAAACCAAGCCACAUAUUUUGAUAGCUACACCUGGACGCCUCGCGCAGAUUAUCAGCAAUGGCGCGACGGCAGUGCACUUAGUUUCGUUCAGGAGAAUCAAAUAUUUGGUGUUGGACGAAGCCGACAGGUUGUUAGAGCCGGAUUUCAGCGAGGACUUGAAGACUAUUUUGGCGCACGUCCCACCAGAGCGACAGACCUUAUUGUUCUCCGCGACAAUGACCCUGAAUAUAGAAAAGUUAGUGUCUGUUGGUCAAGAUGCAAAGGAACUUUAUGUCUAUCAAGAAACGGGCUAUGUUGAAAAAAAACAAUGUGAUUCAGAAUUCUCUAAAGUUUCCGUCGAUGGCAAACCGAUGUGGUCAGUACCGUCGACACUCACCAUGGAAUACAUCUUCAUUCCGCAGGUCACGAAAGAGUGCUAUUUGGUGUAUUUGCUUCACAAAUACAGCCAUCUCACCGGAAUCAUCAUUUUUGUGCCGUCAUGCGAGGCGUGCGAGGUUUUGGCCGGCUUGAUUGAGCAUUCGAAGGUGCCGUUGACGGUCUCUAGGUUGAACCGCUUCAUGAAGCAGAAGGAGAGGAUAUCGGCGCUCACAGGUUUUAAAUCGGGAACAAACAAAAUUUUGAUAGCAACGGACCUGGCGUCCAGGGGCCUAGACAUCCCUUUGGCUCAACUUGUCAUCCACAUGAAUGUUCCCAAUAGCGCCGAGGAUUACGUACACCGGGUGGGAAGGACGGCAAGAAAGGGGAGGCACGGCAAUUCAAUUUUACUAAUUGAUCAGUAUCAAGUGGAAUCGUUUUUGCGCAUUGAAAAGCAAAUUGCCCAGCCCGUGACAGAGCUCAAGCUAGAAGAGCAAGAGGUGCUGCGCUACAUGAACGAGGCCGUCACGGCGAGGGAAUUGGGGAGAUCAAAACUGGAAGACGAGGGAUUUUUUGAAAAAAUUCGACAUUGGGCCUCGAUUCGCAGGGCGAACAAAAGAAGAAAACGCGCAUCAGAAAGCGUGCAGAGCGAUUUUAAAAGGAAUAAACAAUGA
Molecule: messenger RNA, 1545 nt
Organism: Schistocerca gregaria
Lineage: Eukaryota; Metazoa; Arthropoda; Insecta; Orthoptera; Acrididae
Exons: 1
Coding region: 1-1545 (514 amino acids)
Molecular function (GO): nucleic acid binding; ATP binding
Source: RefSeq, a predicted model, not a curated record